GGUCACACUCUGGAAGAAGCUCUGUGUCUUGGGAGGUCUUUCUGGCAGCCUGUCCCCAUGCCUCUCCUCUUUCUGCUGCUUCUGCUGCCAAGCCCUUCACACCCCAGUUCCAUCUGUGAGGUCUCCAUAGUGGCCAAGCGGAUGGAAUUGAACUGUGAUAACCUAGGCCUGAAGGCGCCGCCUCCGGAUCUGCCGGCAGAAACUGCCAUCCUGCACCUGGGAGAGAACCCUCUGGGCACCUUCUCCACUGCCUCCCUGGUGUCACUGACUUCCCUCACUCAGCUGCACCUGAGUAGGAGCCAGGUGACCAGCCUGGAAGUCGACGGGAAGCUGCCACAGCUGGAGACCCUGACCAUCUCCCACAAUAAGCUGAGAAGCCUGCCCUCGCUGGGACAGGCGCUGCCGGCACUUGCUACCCUCGACGUAUCCUUCAACGAGCUGACCUCCUUGUCUCCCGGGGCCCUGGAGGGCCUGACCCACCUCCACGAGCUCUCCCUGCGUGGCAACAAUCUGACAACUCUGCCCCAGCUCCUGGCGACCACCAGCCAGCUGCAGAAGCUCAACCUGGCGGACAACAGGCUGAGUGAGCUGCCCCCCGGGUUCCUCCAUGGGCUGGACGAGCUGCACACCCUCUACCUCCAGGGGAACUUGCUGCGCACCAUCCCCAAGGGCUUUCUCGGGGCCCCCAUGCUGUCUUUUACUUUUUUCCAUGACAACCCCUGGUUCUGCGAUUGCGGGAUCCUCCAUUUUAGCCACUGGCUGAGGAGGAACAGUCAGAGCGUCUACUUAUGGAAGGAGGGUGUGGACGCCCAGGCCAUGACCCCCAACGUGGAAAGUGUGCAAUGUGACCAUCCGCACAACAUGUCUGUCUCCGCGUACAUGGGGAAGGGCUGCACCGCCAGUGGGGACCAGCUGGACUACGAUGAGGACUAUGAGAGCGACAGUGUGCCUUCCACAAGGGCUGCGGUCCAGUCCUUCACCACCAGCGAAGCCCAGCCAACCCACUGGGACCCAUUUCACUCAGUACUUACCACCUCUCUGAGAGGCCAAACACCCUCCUGGCUUCCAAGUAAGAUAAAGACCACAUUCCCAGCUAUCACAGGACCCAUCUUCUCUACAACCCUGAAACCCACUACUGAGCCCUCCACCACCCCCACCCCCCCAAAGCCCCCCACCACCCCAACUACCCCAGAACUCACAACUCAAACCACCUCAGAACCAACCAAAUUCUCAACCUCUGUGGAAUUCAUUUCAGUCUCUGCCACCUUAGAACCCACCACAACACUCAUCUCUGAGUAUGCCAACUCCCUGAAGAUCCUCAGGGUGGUUCAAGGGACUCUGGAUGGCUCCCAAAAUGACCCUUUUCUCAUUUCUGACUUUUGCUGCCUCUUCCCCUUGGGCUUUUACAUCUUGGGUCUCCUCUGGCUCCUGUUUGCCUCUGGGGUCCUCAUCAUGCUGCUGACCUGGGUUGGCAGCGGGGCACCGCAGGCCCUGGCCACAGCCACGCACACCACGCACCUGGAGCUGCAGAGGGGAAGGCAAGUGAUGGUGCCCCAUGCCUGGCUGCUUUUCUUCCGAGGCUCACUUCCCACUUUCCGCUCUAGCCUUUUCUUGUGGGUACGACCUAAUGGUCGGGUGGGGCCCCUGCUGGCGGGACGGCGGCCCUCAGCCCUGAGUUUGGGUCGCGGUCAGGACCUGCUGGGUACAGUGGGCGUUAGGUACUCUGGCCACAGCCUCUGAGGGCGGGCAGUUGGAGGACCUGGAGAGGCUCUGACGGGCUUUCCUACUGGGAUCCAGCCAGGGCGGGUGGGUACAGAACACAGCAUCAGGGGAGGCCUUAAUUAUUCUUCCUUUAUCAGGAGCCUUAUUUUCACACCACAAUCUCAGACCCAGCAAAUCAGGAGGGGCAGUGAGAUGGAGUUGGGUGGGUCAGAGAACAAAGGGAGCUCCCUACGCUGCAAGGCAGGGUUCCCAGACCACUAGGUGACUACCAGCGCUUGGGGGACACUUUAGGAAAAAGCCAUUAAUAAACAGAAC
Molecule: messenger RNA, 2037 nt
Organism: Vicugna pacos (alpaca)
Lineage: Eukaryota; Metazoa; Chordata; Mammalia; Artiodactyla; Camelidae
Gene: GP1BA
Product: glycoprotein Ib platelet subunit alpha
Cellular component (GO): plasma membrane
Molecular function (GO): protein binding
Source: RefSeq, a predicted model, not a curated record